Ectocarpus sp. CCAP 1310/34 is the source of this 383-nucleotide messenger RNA. Lineage: Eukaryota; Phaeophyceae; Ectocarpales; Ectocarpaceae. The record is from the annotation of a GenBank genome assembly.
AUGCUUCCGACGGCGGGCGGAGGCGGACCUAACGCGGCUAACGCGGCGGAACUCUCGUUUGAAGUGGAUUUCUCUCCUGCAAGACUCCUCCUGCGACCCACCGCCGACGGCGGAACUCUUCGGUUCUCGUUUCGUAUCGGAGAGGCAGGAGAGAGGGCCAUGCGGGCGGCGGUGGAUGAAUGCCUCUCAAUACCUCACGUGAUCACUUGAGCUGCACACAAAUACAUGACGCAGCUCAGAUAUGUCCACGGAAGCAUCAGGCACAGAAGCAUCAAGGUGUCGCUUUCGUCUGGAAUACAUUUCUAGACACAUCAAGACCGGAGAUGUAUGGCACGUUGUUGUGUACGCAGAGGGUCGUUCGUACACAGCAAUGCAGCAGCAGC